Messenger RNA from Salvelinus sp. IW2-2015, 6371 nucleotides. The record is from RefSeq and is a predicted model, not a curated record. Lineage: Eukaryota; Metazoa; Chordata; Actinopteri; Salmoniformes; Salmonidae.
AUGGCAGGAAAAGAGGAUGGCGUCUCCUUGGCCGGCUCGGUUGCCGGGGACAAGUCCGACACCCUCGGCUCUGCUGCCUCGGGCAAGAAGAGGGGUGGUGGACAGAAGAAGCAGAUACAAGCCAACAAAUCUGCUCUCCGAGCCCCUCGAGCUCUCUGCUGCCUCACCCUCAGUAACCCCAUUCGCAUGGCUGCCUUAGCCCUUGUUGAAUGGAAAUAUCCUUCAAUGAUGAUACCUUUUGAUAUCUUCAUUCUACUUGCUAUAUUUGCCAACUGUGUGGCCCUGGGUGUAUCUAAACCCUUCCCCGAGGAGGACUCCAAUUCCACCAACCACAACCUGGAACAAGUAGAGUAUGUCUUCCUGGUCAUCUUCACCAUUGAAACCUUCACUAAGAUCCUGGCCUAUGGCUUGGUCAUGCACCCUAGCGCCUACAUCCGCAGUGGCUGGAAUUUGCUUGAUUUUGUCAUCGUUGUCGUUGGGUUGUUCAGUGUGGUUGCUGAGGGGACGGCUGACCACAAGCCUGGAGAGGCCCACCACGCAGCAGGCAAACCAGGAGGACUGGAUGUCAAAGCGCUCAGAGCCUUCAGGGUGCUGCGACCCCUUAGGCUGGUGUCUGGCGUACCCAGUAGGUUGUUCAGUGUGGUUGCUGAGGGGACGGCUGACCACAAGCCUGGAGAUUCCCAUCAURCAGCAGGCAAACCAGGAGGACUGGAUGUCAAAGCGCUCAGAGCCUUCAGGGUGCUGCGACCCCUUAGGCUGGUGUCUGGAGUGCCGAGUCUCCAGAUUGUCUUGAACUCCAUCAUGAAAGCCAUGGUUCCCCUGCUGCACAUUGGUCUGCUGGUCAUGUUUGUCAUCAUCAUCUAUGCCAUCAUCGGCCUGGAGCUCUUCCUCGGCAGGAUGCACAAGACCUGUUUCUACUUGGGAACAGAACUGAACGUGGAUGAUGACCCCACACCGUGUGCGUUUGCUGGGAAUGGGCGCGAUUGUGUGGGCAAUGGGACAGAGUGCAGAGGACCGUGGGAGGGGCCUAAUGGCGGGAUCACCAACUUUGACAACAUAUUUUUUGCCAUGUUGACUGUGUUCCAGUGUAUCACCAUGGAGGGCUGGACCGAUGUGCUCUACUGGAUGAAUGAUGCAAUUGGCUUUGAAAUACCCUGGGUGUACUUUGUCUCUCUGGUCAUAUUUGGCUCGUUUUUCGUUCUCAACCUUGUAUUGGGAGUGUUGAGCGGAGAGUUCUCCAAAGAACGAGAGAAGGCCGUGGCUCGUGGAGAGCUGCAGGACGCCCAGAAUAAGAAGCAGAUGGAGGAGGAUAUGUGUGGUUACAUGGACUGGCUCAUCGAGGCCGAGGAUGUGGAUGAGGAAGGAAACAAACGUGCUGCUGUUGCCAAGAAGAAAAUGAUGAAGAAGUUUGGCUGGUAUAAACACAGCGAGGACGGAGAAUCGGAUUCAGACUCUGAAUUUGAAGCAUAUCUAGAUGACGACAAUGGCUGCUGCGCAUCUCUUAUGGCUAAAAUGAUGGCCAACAGUUUCUGUGAACAGCUAUGCCAACUGAACCACGCCUUUCGGAAGAACUGUCGUGUAGCAGUCAAAUCCCAGAACUUCUAUUGGCUGGUGCUUCUUCUGGUGUUUCUCAACACUGCAGCCAGUGCCUCUGAACACUACGGCCAGCCCAAGUGGCUCACUGAGAUGCAGGAGCGGGCCAAUAAGAUCCUGUUGAUGUUGUUCACGCUGGAGAUGCUGUUAAAGAUGUACAGUUUCGGUUUCCAGAUCCACUUCCUGGCUCUGUUUAACCGCUUCGACUGCUUCGUGGUGUGUGGUGGCAUCCUGGAGACGGUCCUGGUUGAGUUGCAGAUCAUCCCUCCCAUCGGCAUCUCUGUGCUGCGCUGCGUCCGCCUGCUCAGGGUGUUCAAAGUGACACGCUAUCUGCUCCCUGCUGCUCCUGCUUUCCUCUUCCUCAUCAUCUUCUCCCUGCUGGGGAUGCAGCUGUUUGGGGGCAAGUUCAACUUUGAUGAGACUCAGAUGAAGAGAAGCACGUUCGACACUUUCCCCAGGCCCUGCUCACCUGCUUCCAGAGAGAAAAAGGAUGAUGAAGAGGACUGGGACGAAGAUGAAGACAAAGAGGAAGAUGCGGCGAAUGAGAUGGAUGACUGGGAGGAGAAUGAGGAGUUGAGAGCCAUCGAGGGUCUGGAGGGAAUCAUGCCUGUGAAGCCUGAAUCCGCUCCAAAAGAGAAGAUUGAACCCAUUCCAGAUGGGAGCUCCUUCUUCAUUCUUGGAAAGAGAAACUGCCUUCGCGUGGCCUGUCAUAAUCUCAUCCACCACUCCUACUUCACCAACCUCAUCCUCGUCUUCAUCAUCGCCAGUAGUAUUUCUCUGGCCGCUGAGGAUCCAAUCAGAGCUCACUCCUUUAGGAACAACAUGCUUGGCUACGCUGAUUAUGCAUUCACCUCCAUAUUCACUGUGGAAAUCAUACUGAAGGUGACGGUUUUUGGUGCGUUCCUUCAUCCUGGUUCCUUCUGUAGGAAUGCCUUCAACCUCCUGGAUCUGCUGGUUGUCAGUGUGUCUCUCGCGUCCUUCUUCCUCCAUUCCAGCGCUAUCUCUGUGGUCAAGAUUUUCAGGGUACUCAAAGUGCUCAGGCCUCUUCGAGCUAUCAACAGAGCCAAGGGACUCAAGAAUGUAGUGCAGUGCGUGUUUGUGGCAAUCAAAACCAUCGGAAACAUCUUGAUCGUCACAACGCUCCUCCAGUUCAUGUUUGCUUGUAUUGGAGUGCAGCUCUUCAAGGGAAGAUUCUACAGUUGCACCGAUGAAGCUAAACACACUCCAUAUGAGUGCAUGGGGACGUUUGUGGUGUAUAAGGAUGGGGAUAUGAAUCACCCUAUGGUGAGAGAGAGGAAAUGGCAAAACAGUGAAUUCAACUUUGACAAUGUGCUGCAGGGCAUGCUGGCCCUGUUCACUGUGUCUACAUUUGAAGGCUGGCCGCAGCUGCUGUACAAGGCCAUCGACGCCAAUGCUGCGAACCACGGCCCUAUUUACAACUACCGCGUGGAAAUCUCCAUAUUCUUCAUCAUCUACAUCAUCAUCAUCGCCUUCUUCAUGAUGAACAUCUUCGUGGGCUUCGUCAUCAUCACGUUCCGUGAACAGGGAGAAUCUGAGUUCAAAAACUGCGAACUGAACAAAAAUCAAAGACAGUGUGUACAGUACGCUCUGAAAGCCAAGCCCAUCAAGAUCUACAUUCCCAGAAACCCGUCCCAGCUGAAGUUCUGGAAGAUCAUCGCCUCCAGCCAGUUUGAGUACAUCAUGUUUGUCUUAAUUCUUCUCAACACCCUCACCUUGGCUGUGCAGCAUUAUGAGCAGUCUAAAACAUUCAACUCUGUGAUGGACAUCCUCAACUUGAUCUUCACAGCACUAUUUACCAUAGAGAUGGUCAUCAAGCUACUGGCUCUCAGAACACAUCAAUAUUUCAUUGAUGCCUGGAACUCCUUUGACGCUCUGAUCGUUGUGGGCAGUGUGCUAGACAUCGUGGUCUCAGAGCUGAGUGGAGGAGACGAGGAUGUUGAAGCAAUCGAGGCCGCAGCCCAAGCUGCAGCUGUAGCCGUACCCGGAGCUCCGCCCGGGGCCAAGAAGGAAAGCGGAAAAGUGUCCAUCACAUUCUUUCGUUUGUUCCGAGUCUUGCGAUUGGUCAAGCUGCUCAGCAAAGGGGAGGGCAUUCGAACCCUCCUCUGGACGUUUGUCAAGUCCCUCCAGGCCUUGCCAUAUGUCGGUCUACUUAUUGCGAUGAUUUUCUUCAUCUACGCUGUGAUCGGCAUGCAGACAUUUGGAAAGAUUGCUAUAGAUGACAACUCACAUAUCAACAGGAACAACAACUUCCAGACCUUCUUCAUGUCUGUCCUGCUGCUCUUCAGGUGUGCCACUGGAGAGCAGUGGCAGGAGAUCAUGUUGGCAGCGUUGCCAGGGAGACCCUGUGACCCUGAGUCAGACUUUGAGCCCGGGGAUGACAACAUGUGCGGCAGCAACCUGGCUUACAUCUACUUCAUCAGCUUCUUCAUGCUCUGCGCUUUCCUGAUCAUUAACUUGUUCAUUGCUGUCAUCAUGGACAACUUUGAGUACCUGACCAGAGAUUGGACUGUACUGGGAACUCAUCACCUGGACGAGUUCAAACGAGUCUGGUCGGAUUAUGACCCAGAGGCGACGGGUCGAAUCAAACAUAUCGAUGUGGUCACUAUGCUGCGCAGGAUCCAGCCACCCCUUGGUUUUGGCAAACUGUGCCCCCAUCGUGUGGCCUGUAAGAGGCUGGUUGCUAUGAACGUGCCGCUGCACAGCGACGGGACAGUCACCUUCAAUGCCACCCUGUUUGCACUGGUCAGAACCUCACUCAAGAUCAAGACCGAGGGGCCUGUUGACCAGGACAACGAGGAGCUCAGGGCCAUCAUUAAGAAGAUAUGGAAGCGCACUAAGCCCAAGCUCCUUGAAGAGGUCAUUCCACCCCCUAGAGGGGAAGAGGUGACUUGUGGGAAGUUCUAUGCCAGCUUCCUGAUCCAGGACUACUUUAAAAAGUUCCGCAAGAGGAAGGAGCGGGAGAGGAAGAAGAAGGGAAAAGACAAGAAAGACUCACUCCAGGCAGGGCUCAGGUCACUGCAGGCACUGGCCCCAGAGUUGCAUCUGGCCUUGGCAAUGGAGGGAGAGGAUGAGGAGGGUGUGGAGGGAGAGUUGGAUGAAGAGUUCUUCAAGAAUGACAACGUUUUCGAAGAUCCUGGCACCUCUGCCACAAGUACUCCAUCCACCACUCACAUGCCAGCUGACAUAGAGGAGGGCACCACCACUAUCUUCAUGGAGCCCUUCGUCGAGCCCACAAUAUCCAGCAACGUGGUCACAGAACAGCCAUUGACAGUCAGCGAGAAACCAGAAUCAGCUCUCUCAUCCUUUGAUGUAGUGAUGGAACAGCCCACGAGAUCUGAGGCCAUCCCUCCACCAGAAGACACACCAGCCCCGCCCCAACCAGCCCCAGCCGCAUCACCACCAAAAGAUCCAUCUCCUCCCCAACCAGCACCAGCCGCAAACCCACCAAAUGCCACAUCCCAGCCUCAACCAGCCCCAGUUGCAUCCUCACCAAAUGUUGCUUCUCCACCACAGGUGGUUACUCAAUCCCCACCUCAAAUAGUGUUAGCCCCACCAGAACCAGAGGCACCUCAAAUAGUUUUAGAGGCAGCCCCUGCCCCACCUCAACCAGAGCCAUUGAUGGAGGGAAGAGGAGGUGAAACGUCCACUACACAGCAGGUGUACUACCCACAGUACCCAGUGGACAUGCCAAUAAACAACGGGCAUGUGUAUCAAGAGCAACCUGUAGCAUCCCCUAUCCCGUCAGAGUACAUGCAGAGUCCUACUCCUAACUUCACCAAUGGGAGAGCUGCAGGAGUGCCCUACGCCAAUGGAAACGGCAUGAAUGGGAAUGUCUACAAUGGCGGUACGAAUGGAGGUAGUGUGAAUGGAGGUAGCAUCACCGGAAGUAGCAUGAGUGGCUACACUGGCAACGGUUACAACGGAAAUGGAUACAAUGGAAACGGCUACAACGGAAAUGGCAGCAAUGGAAACGUCUACAAUGGAAACGGUAACGGAUUGGAGCAGUAUGUCCGGAGACGUGUUCUUCCUCCCACUCCUGCAGGUCGCAAGCCGCCCUCCUUUAACAUCCAGUGUCUGAGGGCACAGCAUAGCGCGGAUGACAUCCCCAUCCCUGGCACGUACGAGAGUAACUCGCCCCCAUGCAGAUCCAGACUGACCCUUGACUCCCGCCGCAGCAGUGCCUCCUCUAUGUCCUCUGCCUCCUGGGCCAACAACGGAGGAGGACAUGCAGGGUUGACGCCAGGAGCAGGGGUGUCGGCAGCAUCAGCAGCAGCAGCGAAGAGAGGGCGUCUGCUCUACGCCCCUCUGAUGCUGGUGGAUGAAGCCAGGGGCACCAAGCAGGUGUGGGGAGACAGGACCCAGGCCACCUCCAGCCUCCCUGCUAUUGCAACCAGGCCCAGUGGCUGGUACCCUGGAGCCCCGACACUCCCUGUGCCCACCCCCCAGAACAGGAGCUACACCAAUGGCAGGGUGCCCUCCCAGAUCAGCCAGAGCCUCAUAGAGAAGGGCAGUGCAGACAGCCUGGUGGAGUCGAUCCUGAUAUCGGAAGGCUUGGGCCUCUAUGCAAGAGACCCAAAGUUUGUGAACUUCGCCAAGCGGGAGAUCGCGGACGCAUGUAACAUGACCAUUGAUGAGAUGGAGAACGCAGCCACAGACCUGCUGACCCGUUCGGCGGGCCAGCCAAUAGGACGCUUCGAGGAGGAGCUGGCUGACGAGAUGAACUGUGUGAUUUCCUACUGAGACUAGAGAGAGGAAAC